Astrephomene gubernaculifera is the source of this 564-nucleotide messenger RNA. The record is from the annotation of a GenBank genome assembly. Lineage: Eukaryota; Viridiplantae; Chlorophyta; Chlorophyceae; Chlamydomonadales; Astrephomenaceae.
AAGCUGCUUUGGGAUGCACCUGUCCAAUUGUAAACUAGCUUGAAGGAAUGGCAGCCAUUACAAUGCAGCGGAUUCGGCCGUUCGCUGGCGUGACGACCACAUUUCCUUGCCGCACCCGCAUAGUAACACGUGCUCAGCUUAUAACAAAGCGGAAAUGCACUUCAAAUGAUAAAAUUGACAAGGCAUGGGCUGCAUCCUUUGGCGAAAAGCUCAGCAUGGCCAUUCCACUCUCGCUUGGGGCGUUGGCCGUGGCAGCACCGCGUGCUAUGUCUGAAGACUUAGCGACUAUGCCAACCAGCUCACCUGCAGCUACGGAUGAUGCGCUAUUGCUAGCUUUAAGUACCCCCAGCGGCAGCAUCGAGGAGCUCAUCGUGCCGCUGCUUUUUGGAGUUGUGGCACUUCUCCUAACCGUCGUAACUGGAGGGGCGGUUGAUUUCGGAGCCGUACAAGUCGGGUUCCUCGGAGGGUCGCUCCCGACUGGCAGCUCUCCUCAAGCCCAUCAUGUGGCGCAACAGCAAGGCGGUGCAGGCGCUAGAUCACCCUCUGCCGCCGCGGACACUGCAG